Amblyraja radiata (thorny skate) is the source of this 5951-nucleotide messenger RNA. RefSeq names its product MCF.2 cell line derived transforming sequence a (gene mcf2a). Gene Ontology annotation, biological process: intracellular signal transduction; dendrite development. Lineage: Eukaryota; Metazoa; Chordata; Chondrichthyes; Rajiformes; Rajidae. Gene Ontology annotation, molecular function: guanyl-nucleotide exchange factor activity; protein binding. Bases 604 to 3909 code for a protein of 1101 amino acids. The record is from RefSeq and is a predicted model, not a curated record. Gene Ontology annotation, cellular component: cytoplasm. The transcript has 30 exons.
UUCCUAUCCAUGUACCUGUCCAAGUGCCUUUUAAAUGUUGUGAUAGUACCUGCCUCAACUAUGUCCUCAGGCAACUCAUUCCUUAUACCCUCCACCCUCUUGGAAAAAGUUGCCCCUCGGGUUCCUAUUAAAUUCUUUAAACCUCUGUCCUCUGGUUCUUGAUUGCCCUACAAGUUGUUGUGUUUUCGCCAGUUUCGGUGGAAGGUGUGUGUAGUGUGAUCAGCGCGGAUAAUAAAUAGAAAGAGGAGGAGCAGCGAAGCUGGAAGCCAUUGCGCUCGGUCGCAUCCACGGCAAUGUUAGAGCGAGGGCAGGGAGCGGGCUGGAGCAGACGCAGUUAUGCGCUGCCUUGCUGUAGCGGAGUGCGCAGUGAGGGCAGCCCUCUGAUCUUGCUGGACUCCCGCAGACCGCUCGGCCCCACUGACAUGGGAUGGGCGAGGACGCCACUGUGGCGGCCGAGUACUCACUGAUCUGCCUCAAGGUGAAGGCAAGGUUGCCGGAGCCAGUCCCAGCCGAGUUCCCCUUUCUCGGGAAUGAAAGAGCCACUUCGCUGAGAAUCGUCUGCAGGUCCAGUGGCGAGAGUUGUGUUGACGAGAUAUCCGAGAUAUGACAGCGCUGAAGAUAUCCGAGGUCGAGAUGAAAAGCUACUAUUUCCUCCUCGAAGCUUGUUCACUGUUGGAAUCCACGCUCAAAAAAGAUCUGGCUCCAGAGACCAUCAGUGCAAACAGCAUCAGUGAGCAUCUGAAGAAACAGUUUGUGUUCCUCACAGGCGGACAAAGUAAAGAAGGUGCGGUGAUUCUAACCUUUCCAGAGUACGCCAGCUUUGGUGCUGUUCCGCCUGAGGCUCUGACACAGGCACUUGCGUACCUGGCUGCCGUUUCAAGCCUACAAAAACCCGAGAUGAAGUUUACAGUGAUAUUGGACAGGCGUCUGGAUUCGUGGAGCUCUGUCAGAUUGGGCCUCAGCCAGAUCGCAGCCUCGUGUCCGGGGAGCCUGCAGCUGGUGUUGUUGCUGCGGCCGACUGGCUUCCUGCAGCGAGCGCUCGCCGACAUCAGCCUCCGCCUCAGCCCGGACCCCAUCAUACUCAAGCUGCCGGUCGUUAUGCUGAACUCGGCCACCGACCUGCUGAAGUACAUCGAUGAGACACACCUGACCCAUGAGUUUGGUGGCACCCUCGACUACUGCCACGAUGAGUGGAUCCUGUUUCGCACGGCAAUCGAGAGCUUUGCCGUGAUGGUCAAGGACAUUGCUCAGAUGCUGCAGACUUUUGGCACCGACCUGGCCGAGGCAGAACUGCCCAACAACCUGCAGUCAGUGGAGGACCUCCUCAUCGCCAGGACUGAGAAGUAUAGGCAGCUGAAGAAUGAUGUACAGAGAGUGAUCAAAGAGGGGGAGCUGCUCCUGACCAACCUCAUGGAGCCUGUCAACGUCGCUGAGUCUUGUGCGGAGAAGGAUGGAGAUCGGGCGACAGUGAAGAGGCUGCUGAUCCAGCUGCAUGACAUGGAGACAGCAUUUGACGGAUUUUGGGAAAAGCAUCUGCUAAAGCUCGAACAAUGCCUGCAGCUCUGGCGAUUCGAACAAACUUUCCAUGAGAUAAAGAUGGCACUGGAUUACCUGUCUGCUGACGAGGGAGACAUCCCCGAAACUGGGGCCAGUGUUGCUCACUCGGAACAAGCCCUUCGUGCACUGACUAACCUGGACGAGCGAUCUCAGGAAUUGAUUGGGAGUGCCCAGGCGCUGAUCUUGCAGGGCGAUACAUUGAUCGCUGAUCACCACUACGCGGAGGAUUUAAUCUGUGAGAAGUGCAGUGAACUCCGCCACUUCUGCAAGGACCUGCUCGACGACAUGGGGAACAAAUACUUCAGGCUGAACAAAUCACUGGAAUUGCACAUCCGGUUGCAGCAGGUACUGCAGUGGUGUGACGAGGGUGCCUACCUCCUGGCCUCCCAGCCCAUGGACAAGUGCCAGGCGCAGCAGGGCGCCAAGCAAGCUCUGCAGGAGAUCGACAAGUUUCUGGAAAACUCCAGAGGUUACCUGCAGAGUGACGCCGAAGAAUUGUUCAAUGAGUUUGGAGACAUCCUUACAACUCCCAAUAAGGCGCAGAUACAGAUGGUUCACGAGAAGCUCGACAAUGUGUACAUGAUGUUUGAGCAGCGGCAGUCGUCUCUCAAGAAGCUGGCGGUCCAACACGUUCGACCGGUGCAGCCCGUGGCUCCCCGGCCAGACGUCGUGAAGAGCCCCUUGUUCACACCCAAGCAAGGUGUGGAGUCGAGUCCUGUUUCGAGGUUCCCGUUUGAAAUUCCAUUAUACGGAAAAAGGAGCUCCAGAAAACCACAAAGCAUAAGGAAGAUUGAGGUCAUGCAUGAAGUCAGCCAAGCAAGGAAUUCUCCCCAUUUAUUAACACACGACAGUGAAGGCAGCUUGGCGAUCCUGAAAGGACAUGUCAUCAAUGAGCUGAUAGACACCGAGCGGCUCUAUGUCGAGGAGCUGAGCAGUGUUCUACAGGGUUACCAAGCAGAGAUGGACAACCCAGCCAUGGUAUCUCUGAUGACUUCCAUGUUGGAGAACAAGAAGAAGGUUUUGUUUGGCAACAUGUCGGAGAUCUAUGAUUUUCACAGCAGAAUUUUCCUCAAUGAUCUUCAAAACUGCAUUGCAAUGCCUGCGAGAGUAGGAUUCUGCUUCCUUGAAAGGAGGGAAAACUUCCAAAUGUACGUGAAGUAUUGCCAGAAUAAACCGCGCUCUGAGUACCUUUGGAGGCGAUGUUCGGACUGCCCCUUCUUCCAGGAAUGCCAGCGGAAGCUGGGUCACAAGCUCGGACUGGACUCGUACCUACUGAAGCCAAUCCAGCGACUCACAAAGUACCAGCUGCUGCUGAAGGAGUUACUGAAGUUCAGUGGCGACAGUGACGGAAGCCAGGAGUUGCAGGAGGCUCUGGCAGCCAUGCUGAACUUGCUAAAGUCAGUCAACGAUUCCAUGCACCAGAUUGCCAUAACAGGAUAUAACGGAAACCUGGAGGAGUUUGGGCCAGUGUUGAUGCAGGGCUCGUUCAAUGUCUGGAUAAAUCACAAGAAAGGUCCCAUCAAAGUGAAAGACCUUGCCCGCUUCAAACCCAUGCAACGCCACCUCUUCCUUCAUGAGACGGCCCUUGUGUUCUGCAAGAAGCGAGAGGAACACGGAGAGGGGUACGACAAAGCACCCUCCUACAGCUUCAAACAUUUCUUGAAAAUGAAUGCAGUUGGCAUCACUGAGAACGUGAAAGGGGAUGUCAGGAAGUUUGAAGUCUGGUACAGCGGACGGGAGGAAGUGUAUCUCAUUCAGGCUCCUACGGUGGACAUUAAGAUGGCCUGGUUGACUGAAAUGAGGAGAGUGUUGACCAACCAGCAGCAACUCCUCCGAGAGGACAGCCAAUCGCCUCACCACCACUUGGACCAGAUGCUUCUAUCGCCCGGGAAACAGAAGAGAGCCUCUUUGAGUUCGGAGGAGAACGACUCUGACCUGACCAGAGAGGUGGUUUUAGAUACAUUCCCUCUGUCUCCACAGCACCUCUCAACACGGACAGAGUGGGCUGGCAACUCGCCGUUUUUCGAAGGGUCGGAGGGAACGGAGGGCUGGUCGAGUAACAACGACACGGAGGACGAGGAUGUCAGCCAGCUGUCCCCCGGGAGGUACAAAGCUCACGCUGAUGGUCAGAGCCAAGACUCGGAGGAGCUGCUGAUUAAGAGUGGGGAUGUGGUCCAACUAAUGCAUGAAAAUGGCGAAGGGCAGUGGUUUGUGAAGAACCUGAACCGAGGGCAGCAGGCUUGGAUUUCUGUUAACAGCUUGCAGAUCAUCGUUGGGGACUGUCGAUCUCAAACCGCCGGCUCAUCGGGCUUGGAUUUCAAUAAGACACGAAAAAUCAGCUCUUCACUUUGACGGGGAUGACCGUGGUCCUCUGGGUAUAUUACACAGCUCGUCCAUCCCAGUCGCUCCACAUUCCCACUCCAUGUUCGGUUGGCGGAGCUUUACUGGCUGAAUGUUUGUCACUCUGCCACCCGCCCCUCACCCACAGAGACCUCUGCCACCCACCUCACAACAUGAACGAGGGCAUGACACAGAGCAGUUAUGUAAACAAACUCAGAGACGAGUGUCGAUGAGGUGAACACAAAGACAACACCAAGAAGUGACCAUCGAAGCAGAGACACACACGUACGGCCAGUUGCAUGGUUGCCGACAAUCUUGAGUUCGAGUUUCGAGUUGUGUUUAGUUUAGUGUCACGUGUACCGAGGUACAGUGAAAAGCUUUUGCUGCGUGCUAACCAGUCAGCGGAAAGACUAUACAUGAUCUCUUGUGCGAAUUCCUUGCUUCUCAGGUUGAAGGUCUUUGACAGUCGGAGACAAUCCUCCUCAGAUGAUUGCUGAGUAUUCUUUGCGUGGAAUUGGAUCGUGCUGAGGAUAUAAUGUUUACAUUGUCCACAUUUUUAAUGUUAAUUUAUCGUAGAGAAAAAUGUUUCAUACACUGUUUUCAUUGAUGUGUUGAGAUUGUUGACAAUCAUUGGUGGUAUUUAUAAGCAAGUAUAUCUGUCACAUGGCUUCUUAUGGAAGUGUUUAGUACGUCGGUAUGUUUUCAUACUUUAUUUUGUGGCCACGGGGAAUUUGAGGGUUCGCUGUGCCCUCAAUGCCACGUGCCCGGUAGCUGGCAUUGUCCAAGUCAUUGUCUCAUUGACAGGUUAACUGGUGUGGUGGCUCUUUCCAAAACAUACGCAUGUUGUUUCCUUUGGUUAUGCAUCAUUUCACUCCUCCUGAGACCAUCCUUUGAUGGGAUUCAGAGGAUCACUAAAGCUCGCACAAGUGUGGAAUGUGUGGGACAAACAUAUUAACCUCAGAAACACAGGGGGGAGUGUCACUGUCAUGAGUUCAGUGAAAAACCACAGUGCAAAAUCUUACUUCUUUUCUUAUUUCCCUCACUCAUUUUCUCUCACUUUCUCUCACCCUCACACUCUCUAUGCUCUCAUUCUCUUGCUCACUCUCACUCUACUCUCGCCCUCUGUCGCCCAUUCUCUGUCUCUCUCUCUCUCUCUCUCUCUCAUUCACUCUCAUCAUACUCUCUCCAUCCCUCUCUUUCCAGUCAUCUCUCUAACUCCACCUUUUUGAAAUCUCUCUGAUAUGACACGAUGGGUUUUAGCAGGGAAGUGCUGGUAAACCACAUUGACCCAGUCAUCAGAUCACCAGCUCACCACUCCUGCAUUUGGAGCUCAACCUCCCCUGUGUCUGUCUGCCUCUUCCUUCAUCCUGUUUGAUGCUUACCGCAACAGUUGCUGGCAAUGGUCUUGAACGUACACCGUCCAUCAGAAUGAAGUCAUUGCCCACACAUGAGGAGCAUGUUUGCAGACUCUCAACUCUAUUGAGACCCGGCAGUGCAGUAGGAGGGGAACAGGAUGGUGUGAGAGCAACUGGUCCAUCCCACAUCUGGUGAUCUUUCCAACCUCAUUUAGAUGGUGCAAGUACAAAUAAAAGCAACAUCACGGUAGAACCAAGCUGGGAGCAUGCAUUUGCUGUUGAGCUCCCAUUGUAACUGCUGUUGAUUCAGCAUUAGUAACAAAGGGGAACUUCCAUCCCCCACUCAUUGCACAGUGCACUAUAGUACUCUUUGCAUUGUAUUCCCUCAGUCCUCUGUGCAAUGUCAUUACAGGUGAGGAAUGGGGAACCAUGGCCUGUUGAAGUGAUUACUCCAGCACUUUGUGUUCUACGCAAGAGUCUAGCAUCUGUAGUUGUGUGUGUCCACAAUAGUUAACUGUAGCCUAUUGAAGUGAUUAGCGAGUCCUUGCCAUUUAUUUAUUUAUAGUUAACAUUUCAUUAAUUGUAUAGCACCCUACUCUGAGAUGCCUUCCAGUUCAAGUCAAGCCAAGCCAAGGCUGUUUUAUUGCCACAAAGUGCUGGAGUAACUCAAUGGGUCAGGCAGCAACUCUGAAGAAAAAC